This is a messenger RNA of Panicum virgatum (switchgrass), 1542 nucleotides long. RefSeq names its product UDP-glycosyltransferase 83A1-like. Bases 16 to 1389 code for a protein of 457 amino acids. The transcript is spliced from 2 exons. The record is from RefSeq and is a predicted model, not a curated record. NCBI's taxonomy places the organism in Eukaryota, Viridiplantae, Streptophyta, Magnoliopsida, Poales, Poaceae. Gene Ontology annotation, molecular function: UDP-glycosyltransferase activity.
AAGUGAGAGAGCGCCAUGGCCAAGCCUCACAUCCUCGUGGUGCCCCUGCCGGCCCAGGGCCACGUCACCCCGCUCAUGGAGCUCUCCCACCGCCUGGUCGACCACGGCUUCGAGGUCACGUUCGUCAACACCGAGGUGCCUCACGCGCGGGUCGUCGGCGCGCUGCAGGCGGCGGGCGGCACGGCGGCGCUGGCCGGCAUCCACCUGGCGUCCAUCCCGGACGGACUGGAAGAUGGGGAACGCUUGGACGUCGACAAGGUCGGCGACUCCUACUCCCGGCACAUUCCGGGCCACCUGGAGCGGCUCAUCGCCGGAAUGGAGGCGUCCGGGAGGCCCAAGGUGAGGUGGAUCGUCUGCGAUGUGUACAUGUGGUCGUCCUUCCUCGUCGCCAAGAAGUUUGGCAUCCGCGUGGCCGCAGUCUGGCCGGCGGCGGCGGCGUGCUUAGCCAUUAGUAUGAAGGCCCCUAAGCUGAUAGAGGAUGGGCUCCUCAACGACAAGGGUUCGCCGGAGCGUGACGAGAUGUUGCAGCUUGCCCCCGGAAUUCCGGCGCUCCACACGUCGCAGCUGCCGUGGAUCAAUUUCAUCGCGCCCGAGUGGCAGAGGGCCUUAUUCGAGCUGUGCAGACAGACCGAGAGGGUCAGCGCCCUCGCCGAGAUGGUGGUGUGCAACUCUUUCAGCGAGCUCGAGGCCGGCGCGUUCACGGUCCUGCCGCCGAACGUCCUGCCCGUUGGGCCCCUGACAUCAGACAGGGAGCUCCAGAAGCCCGUCGGGCAGCUGCUGCCGGAGGACACCCGGUGCCUCCCGUGGCUCGACGCGCAGCCCGACGGGUCCGUCGUGUACGUGGCGUUCGGCAGCUCGACCUUCUUUGACCCGCGCCAGUUCCGGGAGCUCGCCGAGGGGCUGGAGCUCGCCGGCCGGCCGUUCCUCUGGGUGGUGCGCACGGACUUCACCACCGGCGACCUGAACAAAGCAUGGUUCGACGAGUUCACGGCCCGCAUCGCCGGCACGGGGAUGGUGGUCAGCUGGUGCCCCCAGCAGAAGGUCCUGGCGCACCGCGCGGUGGCCUGCUUCGUGUCGCACUGCGGGUGGAACUCGACCAUGGAGGGUGUCAGGAACGGCGUGCCGUUCCUGUGCUGGCCCUACUUCUCCGACCAGUUCCUGGACCGGAACUACGUCACCGACGUGUGGCGGACCGGCCUGGCCGUGUCGCCCGGCGCGGACGGGGUCGUGACCAAGGAGGAGCUGAGGAGCAAGGUGCAGCAGGUCAUCGGCGACGACGAGAUCAGGGAGCGGGCGCGGCUGCUCAGGGACGCGGCCGGCCGGGCUAUCGGCGAGGGGGGAGCCUCGUACGAGAACUUCCGAAAGUUCGUGGAUCUGCUGCGUGAAUGAGAGUCGUCGCCGGCGCUCUCUGCACGCCAAGGGAAUCCCAUGCUCGCUCGCAGAUGAGCUUGUACCUGUGGUGUGCUGCUGUUCUGAUUGGGCAAGGACCCUUGUUUAAUAAUCAGAAAUUCAGAAUAAUGUUUCCAAUUUGGUUCGUUGACA